GUCAUAGAUGGGACGGUGUGUGCGCCAGAUUCAACUUCAGUCUGUGUGCAGGGAAAGUGCAUUAAAGCGGGCUGUGAUGGGCAGCUCGGCUCCAAGAAGAAAUUCGACAAAUGCCGGGUGUGCGGUGGGGACAAUAAAAGCUGCAAGAAGGUGUCCGGACUCUUCACUAAACCCAUACACGGCUACAACUUUGUGGUCACUGUUCCGGCCGGUGCCAGUAAUCUAGACGUCAGACAACGUGGCUACAAAGGUCUAAUCAACGAUGACAAUUACUUGGCGGUGAAGAACUUGCAGGGCCGCUAUUUGCUGAAUGGGAAUUACAUUGUGUCUGCGGUGGAGCGUGACCUUCCCCUACGCGGCAGCCUGCUGAAGUACAGCGGCACCGGGACGGCCGUGGAGGCCUUACAAGCAAUCAACGUGAUACAAGAACCACUGACUAUAGAAGUAUUAUGUGUUGGCAAGAUGACCCCUCCCCGCCUCCGCUACACCUUCUACAUCCCCCGAGAAAAGAGAGACAACUCUGCCGGACAAAUAAUAAGUAACAGCCUGGCUGCCCUGCCGCCCCCCCCUCCUCGGCCCAGACCACAGUCCCAAUGGACCAUUGGCAGCUGGGGAGAAUGUUCGGUUACCUGCGGCAAUGGGCAGCAGACCCGGAUAGUGGGAUGCCGUGACCCCUGGGAACAUCUGGCGUCUGACUGCCCAACCUCACUGCGGCCACCGGUGGUAAGAACCUGCGGUGACCCAUGUCCCAUGUGGGAGGCUGGAGAGUGGACGAGCUGUUCAAAGACCUGCGGCAGGGGGUUCAAGAGGCGGCCGAUGAGGUGCAGUGCCGGCGGCGGAGUAACGUUACCCAGAGAGCAUUGCAAGUUAAAGAGAAAACCUCAGGAGCUGGACUUCUGUAUUCUCCGACCAUGUUCAUGAAGGGGGUCGGAAAAACUG
This is a messenger RNA of Nanorana parkeri, 939 nucleotides long. RefSeq names its product A disintegrin and metalloproteinase with thrombospondin motifs 15-like. The record is from RefSeq and is a predicted model, not a curated record. The annotation marks the transcript as partial. Gene Ontology annotation, molecular function: metalloendopeptidase activity. The transcript has 2 exons. Gene Ontology annotation, cellular component: extracellular matrix. Gene Ontology annotation, biological process: extracellular matrix organization. NCBI's taxonomy places the organism in Eukaryota, Metazoa, Chordata, Amphibia, Anura, Dicroglossidae.